This is a messenger RNA of Clonostachys solani, 1428 nucleotides long. Lineage: Eukaryota; Fungi; Ascomycota; Sordariomycetes; Hypocreales; Bionectriaceae. The record is from the annotation of a GenBank genome assembly.
AUGACCUUGACCCGCGUGAACGGCAUCUCCCUUAAGGAAACUCCGACAAACGAGAUCGAUAUGGCAGCAUCUGCCCCCCUUUCUACGAUUGUUCACGAACCUCUGAUUAAGAGCAAUUACGAAGUCGUCCUUGGUCACGAUGUCACAGUGCUCACGCAGCUCGACACCCCUUACUGGACCGUCGUCGUCCUCUCCUCCACAGCCAACUCGCCCGUCCGCACCAUCGUGACGACGGAGAAGAGCCUCGACCUCGCCGCCGCACUGGCUGCGGUGCACCGGCGGUCAGCACUUGAGGUGUCUCACUUCUACGUCGCCAUGGGCAAGACCUAUGACAGCCCCAUCAUACGACCGCUGCAUAGGCAGAAGAGAAAGACGAGGCGUUACCGCAACGGUGUGUACAUUGACGGUGUCCGCCAACUCUCAGAAGUGGAAGACGACGGCGACGACCUCGACGACGAAAACUACACGGACUCCAGCUCGGAAUCCGAGGACGACGUCGAGCUGGGCCUUGACCUGUCAGACGAGAGCGAGGACGAAGACGGCCUGGAGCAUAUCAGGAAGCCGUCGCACCGCCGACGCCGUGAGACCAGGAACAACAACACAGGCGGCGGCAUGGCUGGGCCGAGGACAGUCCCCUCCCGCCAGUCCACGUCUCCUCGCAUGCCACCACCCGCAGCUCUCUCGCCAACUGCGACUGCACCAGCUGGCGAUGGAACCAUCCCCAUGACCGCCCGUCCUCACCUGUUCUACGGCCAGCCCACAAGCAUGACGGGCGUCUACCCCCCUCCCCAUCCCCCUCCCCCUCCACAGGGAGGACACAAACCCGCCACCGUGCCCAACCAUCUGGCUGCUGUCGUGGCCCCAAGCAUGCCAGGGAUCUAUACUACCCAUACCCAGAGUGCCGGCGGCCACCCUAUCAACGUCUUCCAGCAACCAAAGGCCAGCAUGCCCCCACCUCCUCCUCCUGCAGUCCCACCGCAGUUGAGGGCAAACUCCUUCUACCCCCCUACCGCCGGUCCUGCGGCAGCCUACACCAAGCAGAGGAGACCAGCAGCAGCAGCACCCGCUCCCCUGCCCCCUUCCUCCCCCGCGCCCAGGCCCGUGUCCAUCAACAUCCACUGGAUCGGGCGCGGGAGCCUCCUGGUGACGGACACCUGCGCCCCCCUGCACGGCCGGAUCCUCGAGAGGGCGAUGCAGCUCGCGCGCCUCAAGAGCGGCGAGUUUGGCGGCGGCCUCUCGACCCCCGGCGAGCACAGCAGGAUGAUGGCGCUGCUCAGGCGGGUGCGGGCGGGCGACGUGGUGUACGAGGUGACGAGUCGGGUCGACGACCUCUCACCGCUGCUUGCGAGGAUGGGCCCGCCCUCGCAGGUUGGCUUCCCGUGCUUCGAGGUGGAGAUUGUCCUGCAGUCUGGCGACGGGGAGGACUAA